AUGUCUCCUCCCCACCGCGCAUCGCCGCUGGCUAUUCGCCAAUCGCUCUUCACCGCUGGCUAUUCGCCAAUCGGUGUCUUUACGGCGAGGGAGCUUGAGAAGCAUAGCUUGGAGGAUGUUAAGUUCACGAUUGAGGUUAAUCUCGUUGGGAGCUUUAAUGUGAUUAAGGCUGCGUUGCCGGGGAUGAAGGCGAGGAAAGGUCGUGGGCCUGGGGGUGUUUAUGGUUAUGCUGCUUAUUCAGCGAGUAAGUUUGGGCUUCAAGGUUUAGCGCAGUCACUGCAGCAAGAAGUUGUUGCUGAUGAUUUUCAUGUUGCUCUUGUUUUUCCUCCUGAUACUGAUACACCCGGGUUCGAGGAAGGUAAAGAUAGUACUCUGAAGCUUUUGUUUAGAUUCAUUGUGGAUGUUUAG
Brassica rapa (field mustard) is the source of this 408-nucleotide messenger RNA. Its product is annotated as 3-dehydrosphinganine reductase TSC10A-like. Gene Ontology annotation, biological process: sphingolipid biosynthetic process. The record is from RefSeq and is a predicted model, not a curated record. Gene Ontology annotation, cellular component: endoplasmic reticulum membrane. Gene Ontology annotation, molecular function: 3-dehydrosphinganine reductase activity. Lineage: Eukaryota; Viridiplantae; Streptophyta; Magnoliopsida; Brassicales; Brassicaceae.